CAUCGAUAUUACCUAAAUGUAGCAUGUCUUUCUUUUUAGGGGGACUCAUAUAUUUUGAAAAAAAUAUCCGGCAUCGUGCUGCCAGCAUAAUAUUCUGCUGCCAGGAGAACGCUCCCCUGUGCGACUGGCUCCCACGUGCGCACGUAAACCAAUGGGAUGACGAGAGGCGCAGUUUAAAAAGGAAGCCGCGAAGACGUUUCCGCUUAUCCAAAACAAAACGGGCAAUCCUAAAGAUACCGGACAAGAAUACGGAAAUGGCUUCAAUCAUCUUCUCUGAGAGAGAAAAUGCCACCCUCCAUACACCUGCGCUGAAGAUGCGCCAGCGGUUGCAAUCUGUUCCAGAAAACCUCUUGAAGACCCCUCUAACUGGAAAAAAGUUGCAUACUCCUUUACAGUCCGGUCGCAAGGCUUUGGGGGCAGUGAACAAGGUCCCAUCAAUGCCAACUGUAAAUGGACAAGAGAAGAACAAACUCCUUGAGACACAGGAAACAAAAGUUAAAACCCUCCCUCAGACCAAAGUAGAAGAAUACCCAGAUAUUGAGAUGUUUAUCCCCUAUGACCCACUUGAGUAUGAGAACUAUGUCAUCCCAGAGGAUGUGGUUUGCCUGGGUCAUCUUGCUCUGCCUGGACUGGUACGUCUCCCAGAAAUGCCAUGUCUGCCUGAAGAGGACUUUGAAGUGCUCGAGACAUACACAUGUUUUUCUCUGAAGAACCUGCAACGCUCAGACAAUUGUGCUACGGAAUUGGACGCGUUCCUUCAAACUAUCAACAAGCUGACCAUUGACCUGCCCCCAGAGAUGGAUGAAUGCUGAGUCUAUAGCUUUGUACAGGUUUUCACCCACUGUGUUCAUCUGUUUUGUUUUUAUAAAUAAAGUUUGAGCUUUUUUAAAAUCCUGA
Molecule: messenger RNA, 897 nt
Organism: Coregonus clupeaformis (lake whitefish)
Lineage: Eukaryota; Metazoa; Chordata; Actinopteri; Salmoniformes; Salmonidae
Product: securin
Exons: 7
Coding region: 24-812 (262 amino acids)
Biological process (GO): chromosome organization
Cellular component (GO): cytoplasm; nucleus
Source: RefSeq, a predicted model, not a curated record